CUGCGCCGGUGGCAGGUUUUGGAACUACAUAAUUUUUUUUUAAUUCGACGCUGCCAUUUUCGUUUUGUGGCACGGCUAGGCGGCGGUUUUAGCGUAAAAAAUUGUUGAAAUAGCUGGCAUUUAUACAAAAAGUGUUUAGAUCAUUGUGUUUUGUGUUUGUUUGGCGGUGGAUACUUGGAGCGCGAGAGACUUUUGCGCAAAUUGCGCCAAGUAAUUAUUGACUUCCUCGAGUGUGAAGGUGAUGGUAGUCCGGUAGGUCCGCCGCAGCCAUGCCGCUGCCGAAGCGAUGCGUGGAGCCGGUCCACGUGUCGCGCGGCACCGUGCCGGAGCGGCUCAACGUGCCGUCCGAGCUAGAGGCCGUCACCAACGGCACACUGGCCAAUACUGUGAGGCAAUUGUCGUCACUAUCGAAGCAUGCGGAGGACAUGUUCGGCGAGCUGACCAGGGAGGCGAGCAACCUCGCGGAGCGCACCAACGUGCUGCAGGCGCGGAUAGACAGGCUCGCCAUCAAGGUCACGCAGCUCGACUCUGGGGUUGAGGAAGUGUCUCUUCAAGACAUUCAAAUGCGCAAGGCGUUCCGCUCGUCGCGGACAUUCCAACAGCAACUAUUCAGUCGCAACUCGAUGCCGACGGCCAUGUUGGCGACGUACGCGCGCUGCGAUCGCCCGCCGCCGCUCGAGAGGCUCAACGAGUUCAGAGACGACGGGAGAGACGCGAGGAAGUUCUACACCGACCCGGAUUACUUCUUCGAAUUGUGGAGAAGGGAAAUGCUGCAGGAUACAGAGCGCAUUCAGCACGAUCGCGGGAAGAAGGUGCGGCAACCCCGCAGCGGCGGCGGCGCCGACGGGCGCGGCGCGCGGCGCGUGAGGCCGCCACACUCCACACGGGAGAGACAAAAGGCGGCAGCGGUAACACGCGGCGAGCAUAUCAUGGCACCGGCGCAGCUGCGGCACUACAACAUCGAGCCACAGCCGCCGCCGCUGCAAACGCAGCUCUCACAGCAGUCCAUCCGGCAAGAAUCGGUCUAUGCUACGAGUGUCACGGACGGCGGCUACCGAGUAGGCAUGAACCGCCCACCGUCGUCUCAGGCGGCGCGACCCAACUCCAUCGAGAUCGAGAACCAUCAGAACCGACAACCGAGGCUCACAGGAAACGGACAUGUGAUGGUGGACGAGAGUCCGUACGGGUCGGUGGAGCCCAUCUACGGCGGCAGCGGCGCCGGCACGCCGCGCCGCCCGCGGCCCUCCGUGCCGCCGCCCGCGCCGCCCGCCGACACGCCCAACAACCACACGCCGACCAGAUCGACGUUGCCCCCGCCGCCGCCGCCGCCGGAGGGCACGGCGUCGCCGCCCAUGAUGAACGGCGCGUCGCCGCCGCACCGCACCGCGCUCGACGCGCACCUCGACCACAUGCACGCCGUCAUCGGCAUGAUGUCUUCAGAAGAAGGCGGCGCGCCACUGGGCGCGCUGGCGCUGGCGCCGGCGCCGCCGCCGGCGCCGCCCGCGCCGCUGCCGCCGGCGCCGCCGGAGGAGCGGCCGCCGGAGGAGCGGCCGGCGGAGGCGCGGCCGCGGCCGCCGUCGCCCGGCUCGCUGCUGCGCGGCGCCUCCGCGCUCAAGCCCUCCUCCGCGCGCCCCGCCGCCGAGCCCAAGGAGGACCCGCGCUCCGACCUGCUCAAGGCCAUCCGGGACGGCAUCAAACUGCGUAAAGUGGACAAGCGCGGCGAAGAGACGACGGGCCGCUACGACACGCUGCGCGGAGCGCCCGCCUUCCUCGACGUGGCCUCCAUCCUCGCGCGGCGCGUCGCCGUCGAGCUCAGCGACACCAGCUCCGGCGCCGACUCCGACUCCGACGACUCCGACCAGGUACACCCUUCCUCGACGUGGCCUCCAUCCUCGCGCGGCGCGUCGCCGUCGAGCUCAGCGACACCAGCUCCGGCGCCGACUCCGACUCCGACGACUCCGACCAGGUACACCCUUCCUCGACGUGGCCUCCAUCCUCGCGCGGCGCGUCGCCGUCGAGCUCAGCGACACCAGCUCCGGCGCCGACUCCGACUCCGACGACUCCGACCAGGUACACCCUUCCUCGACGUGGCCUCCAUCCUCGCGCGGCGCGUCGCCGUCGAGCUCAGCGACACCAGCUCCGGCGCCGACUCCGACUCCGACGACUCCGACCAGGUACACCCUUCCUCGACGUGGCCUCCAUCCUCGCGCGGCGCGUCGCCGUCGAGCUCAGCGACACCAGCUCCGGCGCCGACUCCGACUCCGACGACUCCGACCAGGUACACCCUUCCUCGACGUGGCCUCCAUCCUCGCGCGGCGCGUCGCCGUCGAGCUCAGCGACACCAGCUCCGGCGCCGACUCCGACUCCGACGACUCCGACCAGGUACACCCUUCCUCGACGUGGCCUCCAUCCUCGCGCGGCGCGUCGCCGUCGAGCUCAGCGACACCAGCUCCGGCGCCGACUCCGACUCCGACGACUCCGACCAGGUACACCCUUCCUCGACGUGGCCUCCAUCCUCGCGCGGCGCGUCGCCGUCGAGCUCAGCGACACCAGCUCCGGCGCCGACUCCGACUCCGACGACUCCGACCAGGUACACCCUUCCUCGACGUGGCCUCCAUCCUCGCGCGGCGCGUCGCCGUCGAGCUCAGCGACACCAGCUCCGGCGCCGACUCCGACUCCGACGACUCCGACCAGGUACACCCUUCCUCGACGUGGCCUCCAUCCUCGCGCGGCGCGUCGCCGUCGAGCUCAGCGACACCAGCUCCGGCGCCGACUCCGACUCCGACGACUCCGACCAGUGGACCACCGAGUCUCGCGCGUGACCCCGGGCUUCGCCACGCCGCGAGCCGCGCCUGCACCGGCCCCUCGACCCGUGCCCCGCCCCGGCGAAGCCCGAACACAAGCUGCCCGCGCCCGCGCCCGCCCCAGCACCCGCCGGCGUCAGCGUCGCCAUCAUCAUCAAGCCCGAGC
This is a messenger RNA of Cydia splendana, 2970 nucleotides long. RefSeq names its product actin-binding protein WASF3 (gene SCAR). Gene Ontology annotation, biological process: actin cytoskeleton organization; positive regulation of Arp2/3 complex-mediated actin nucleation. The record is from RefSeq and is a predicted model, not a curated record. Gene Ontology annotation, molecular function: Arp2/3 complex binding; protein kinase A regulatory subunit binding; actin binding. Bases 270 to 2822 code for a protein of 850 amino acids. Lineage: Eukaryota; Metazoa; Arthropoda; Insecta; Lepidoptera; Tortricidae. Gene Ontology annotation, cellular component: cytoskeleton; SCAR complex. The transcript is spliced from 12 exons.